UGUGUGUAAAAGGAGCACUGACGAGAAGAAACAUCCACAGGUGAAGGUGAGGGUGAGGGGACCGAGCGCCCGGCAGACAGGCCGGGAAGUAGUCGAUCAAGUUUUCAUCUUUCCAAUGGGCUGAAUUAACCUUAACAUCCAUCCUCUCCUCUCGUCUCCUUUCCUUUUGUCCUUCCACCAUGAUCAGAGGCAGAGCUACCCACUAAUACUACCACUACCGCCUCCAAGAACAACAACUCCAGGAGCUCUGUCUUGCCCUUCCAUAAGAGUGUGUCAACAUCUGAACACUGGUUCCUGCAAACACCGGGCAAGCCGAAGAUGGAUCUGCAUAGCUUGACUGCUAUAGGGAGGAGCUGGGUGAGGAAGGUUGAAGGUGUGUUCCAAGAGGUGGAUAAUAUCAUGAAACAGAAUAAAUCAAAUCACAAUGCAAAGCUAGAAGAGCAAGCUACGAGUGAGAUGGUGAAAAAUUUAAGCACUGAAUUCACUCAAGAAGCGCGUUUUCCCGAAAGUUUCUCAAGAUCCGAUGAUCAGUUAUUUGAUAGAGAUGAGACUGCUGGAACUAGUAGCAUUUCUGAUGUUGAAGAGAAGCCUAUUCACGCUGCGAACUCACCUGCGAAUGUUGAGGGGAAUUCAAAUCAUACCACUACUUCAUUGGCCGAUGAUGAAGACAGAUCUGAUGAGGUUAAUAACUCAGAAGCGUGUUAUGUCAACACAACUGGACGAAACAAUUUUGAGCAAUCAGAGGUCGAGCUGACUGUCCCUGAGAAGGACAAUUCCGAAAUAGAAUCUAGCGGACCUGAUGCAGUGAAUCAAUUGGAUGAUCUAGCUCCUGCAGAUAGAAGUGAGCGUCAAUUGGAAAAGAUAUGCGAGUUCGACACCUUGGUUCGGGAGAACAGUCAAGAUGGAGAAGUAGCUGGUAAAUCUCAACUUGUCACUCCCAAUCCUGAGCAUCCAAUUGAAGGGACCAUAUCUGGAACAUGUCAGGGAAUCAAUGGAGACUCGACUAUGAUUGUUGGUGCAAAUGCCAUGAAUGCGAUGGUGUCUGCUGCCUUUGACUUGAAAUCGAUCCCUUCCAGUGCAGAGAGAUCAUCUGAUUCAUCUGGAUGCCUUGAGUUUCUCAAUGAUGAUUAUGGAACUGCACGUGGGCAAGAGGCCGGAAUUACUCUGGCAAGCUCAGUUAAUGGAAUGGAAGCACUUUCUAUACUCUCCCAUGAUGAAACUGACCAUGCAAUUCUCUCUGAACAGUCAUCAUUGACAUGUUCUGAGGAGAAGAGUUUGAAAUUGGGAUUUGAAAGGUUGAGUAAUCCUCUGCUGGCGGAAUCGGCCAGCGAUUCUAGUGCAUUGGACAAAAGCUUCUCUAGAAAAAUCAGUCCUGAUAUCUUAUUUCAUGCUGAGGAGUGUGAUCCUGACAGUUCAUCUCUGCUCCCAUAUUCUCUGUCCAGCACAACUGACAAUUCAGGCUAUGAUCACUUCAGCCUUGACAUGGAAACGAUUGAUUUGACUGAUGAGGUGGAGGAGCUCGAGGGGGAUGGUGACAUUAUCAACAGUAAGGAACUAUAUGCUCUGUCUCUAAGAGUCCAAAAUCUUCGAUCAUUCAAGAAAAAACUGCGGGAUGCAUUCAUUCCAAAGAAGAGAAUAGCAAAGGAGUAUGAGCAUCUGGGGAUCUGGUACGGGGAUAUCGAUAUCAAGCUAGUCAAAGAAACCGGACUAAUCCCUUCUACAUCAGCAGCUCCUAUCCUUUCAGACUCAAAGAGUUUACAAAAACACGAGCUAACCGAGUCUGAAUGGGUUCUAUUGUAAGUUACAAAGACUGUCCAUUACAGUAUUUGUAAAUUACAAAUACUGCCCAUUACAGUUGAGCAAACUGAUUUGCUUUCGGACCGGUUGAGUUGAACAGCUAUUUACGUGUACAGUGAAACUUGCGGCAUUAGAAAAAAUUUCCAUUAUAAUGAUAUCGAGUUGAUUUUUCAGUUCUGGUAGUGGUAGUGAGUGUUCCUGUUAUGGUGUGACCUUUUACGGACAAGUACUGGUUCUGUAGAAGUGGAGAGAAAAGGAAUGCUUUUCAGUUUCAAAUUUCUGAAAUGUAGAAUAAAACAACGAAAGGUUCCUGCACA
Molecule: messenger RNA, 2114 nt
Organism: Punica granatum (pomegranate)
Lineage: Eukaryota; Viridiplantae; Streptophyta; Magnoliopsida; Myrtales; Lythraceae
Source: RefSeq, a predicted model, not a curated record